Messenger RNA from Lolium rigidum, 1513 nucleotides. Its product is annotated as UDP-glycosyltransferase 73E1-like. Bases 1 to 1497 code for a protein of 498 amino acids. The record is from RefSeq and is a predicted model, not a curated record. Gene Ontology annotation, molecular function: UDP-glycosyltransferase activity. NCBI's taxonomy places the organism in Eukaryota, Viridiplantae, Streptophyta, Magnoliopsida, Poales, Poaceae. The transcript has 2 exons.
AUGGCGAAGCCGCUCCACUUCGUACUGGUUCCCCUCCUCGCGCAGGGCCACAUGAUCCCCACGAUGGACCUCGCCCGCCUCAUCGCUGGCCGCGAUGGCGCGUGCGUCACCGUCGUCCUCACGCCCGUGACCGCAGCGCGCAACAGGGCCGUCCUGGAGCAUGCGCGCCGCGCUGGCCUAGCCGUCGACGUCGCCGAACUCGAGUUCCCGGGGCCGGCGCUGGGACUGCCCGAGGGCUGCGAGAGCCACGACACGGUCAGGGGCGGCGACUUCACGCUUUUCAACGAGGCCGUGCGGCUGCUCGCCGGGCCGUUCGAGGCGUACCUCCGGACGUUGCCGCGGCGGCCGGACUGCAUCGUCGCCGACACGUGCAACCCGUGGACGGCCGACGUCGCGCACCGGCUUGGCAUCCCGCGGUUCGUGUUCCACUGCCCCUCGGCGUUCUUCCUCCUGGCGGUGCGUAACGUGGAGAAGCACGGCGUGCACGACCGCGUCGCCGGCGAUUUCGAGCCGUUCGAGAUACCAGACUUCCCGGUGCGCGCCGUGGCGAACAGGGCGACGUCGCUCGGGUUCUUCCAGUGGCCGGGGCUGGAGAAGGACAGGCGCGACACGCUCGACGCCGAGGCCACCGCCGACGGCUUCGUCGUCAACACGUGCGCGGCCUUCGAGAGCGCGUUCGUCCGGGGCUACGCGGAGGCGCUCGGCCGCAAGGUGUGGGCGGUUGGGCCGCUCUGCCUCCUGGACUCUGACGCCGAGACGACGGCCGGGCGAGGCAGCCGCUCGGCCGUCGACGCCGGCCGCCUCGUCUCCUGGCUCGACGACAAGCCGCUCCAGUCCGUGCUCUACGUCAGCUUCGGCAGCAUGGCCCGCCUCUUCCCGCCGCAGGUCGCCGAGCUCGCCGCCGGCCUGGAGUCGUCAAACCGGCCGUUCAUCUGGGUGGCGAAGGAGGCCGACGACCUCGACGACGGGUUCGACGAGCGCGUGGCGGGCCGCGGGCUGGUCAUCCGUGGGUGGGCGCCGCAGAUGACCAUCGUGUCGCACCCUUCCGUCGGCGGCUUCCUGAGCCACUGCGGCUGGAACUCCUUAUAUGAAUUUGGAUCACAAAAUAACAACUCCACGCUCGAGUCCCUCUCCCACGGCGUGCCGCUCCUGACAUGGCCAGACUUCGCGGACCAGUUUCUGAACGAAACGCUGGUCGUUGACGUCCUCGGCGCCGGGGUCCGCGUCGGCGUUACGGUGCCGGUCACGCACAAGCUCCUCAAUCCUGACGCGCCGGCGACACUGGUCGGGAGGGACGAAAUUAAGAGGGCACUGACGGAGCUGAUGGAUGAGGGGGCGCUAAUGCGGGCAAGGGCAAAGGAGCUCGCGACGAUGGCGAAAAAGGCAAUGGCGGAGGGCGGGUCGUCGGACCGCGAUCUGGGGGAGAUGCUUCGCCAUGUCGGAGAACUCGCGCAGGGGACGGAGAAGGGCGUGCCGGCCAGUUCUUGGCGUGCGUGAGCUCGGUAACAAGAUA